AUGGAUGUCAUCAAUUCGCUGCUUAGGGCCGCUCGCGCCGGCAAUCUAAAGCGAGUUCUCGAGUUCAUCGAAGAUGAGCUCGUCGAUCUUAACGCGAGCAACCAGAAUGGGUUAACAGCACUCCAUUCUGCCAGCAAGGAGGGUCACACGCGUAUCGUCAAGGAAUUGAUCUCGAGAGGGGCCAAUGUGCACGCUAAAACACUUAAGGGUAACACAGCUUUACAUAUAGCCUCCCUCGCCGGCCAUGAGCCAGUUGUUAGACAACUCAUCGAGAGUGGAGCCGAUGUUGAUGCACAAUCAGCAAGCGGAUUUACAGCACUCUACAUGGCUGCACAAGAGAAUCAUGUCUCGAUUGUCGAGCUUCUAUUGGCAAGCGGGGCUAAUCAAAACAUAGCAACAACAGACGGAUUUACGCCUCUAGCCGUCGCAAUGCAACAAGGUCACGAGCAAGUUGCAUCCAUAUUGUUGAACAAUGAAGCGAAAGGACGGAUAAGAUUUCCAGGCACCACAGAAUCUGGCCGAUCUCUUCUUCAUAUAGCUGCCAAAAAAGAUGAUUGUGCAGCUGCGGCGCUACUUAUGCAAAACAAUAUCAGCCCCGACUUGCCAUCGAAGUCGGGCUUCACAGCCCUUCAUGUGGCCUGCCACUAUGGCAAUGAGAAUGUUGCCAAAUUAUUGAUCGACAGGCAGGCAGAUGUUAACUUUCAGGCCAAGCAUAAUAUAACUCCCUUGCAUGUAGCUGCGAAAUGGGGGAAGACAAAGUUGGUCGAUUUGUUGCUGGCCAACAGAGCUAAAAUAGAUGCAACCACUCGAGAUGGUUUGACUCCGCUGCAUUGCGCUGCCCGAAGCGGGCACGACGACGUAGUUGAGGAUCUCGUGAGCCGCGGAGCUCCCAUUUCGGCGAAAACAAGAAGCGGUUUAGCGCCCUUGCACAUGGCGACUCAAGGCGAUCAUCUUAGAUCGGCACAGAUUCUUCUUAACAACCGGGCACCAGUUGACGACAUUACAGUCGACUAUCUGACCGCCUUGCAUGUGGCCAGUCAUUGCGGGCAUGUCAAGGUGGCAAAGCUGCUGCUAAACAAUAAGGCUGACCCGAACUUUCGUGCCUUGAACGGAUUCACCUCUUUGCAUAUCGCCUGUAAGAAGAAUCGUCUGAAGGUUGUGGAGCUAUUGCUUAAAUAUGGCGCCUCAUUGAAUGUAGUGACCGAAUCGGGACUCACGCCGUUGCAUGUGGCCGCCUUCAUGGGCUGUGUCGAUAUUGUGAUCUACUUAUUGGAGAAUAAUGCUAAUAUUGAGCCGGUUACAGUUCGUGGCGAGACGCCUCUCCAUCUGGCAACACGCGCAAAUCAGAUCGAGGUCAUUCAUGUUCUAUUGAAAUACGGCGCAAACGUCGGAGCGCGCGCAAAGGAAUCACAAACUGCCUUGCACAUAGCAUCAAGAUUGGGCAAUGCUGAAAUAGCCAGACUUCUGAUAGAGCAGGGAGUCGAUGUUGACGCGCCCACCAAAGACAGCUACACUGCGUUGCAUAUUGCAGCCAAAGAGGGGCACGAAGAUGUGGUCGCCAUGUUAUUGAACCAUGGCGCAAAUAUAUCGUGCGCAACGAGGAAUCACGGCUUUACGCCGCUUCACCUGGCCUCGAAGUACGGGAUUGAUCGUGUCGUUGAGCUGCUCUUGAACUACGGGGCCCCGGUGGAUGCACAAGGCAAAAACGGCGUCACUCCUCUGCACGUGGCCUCGCAUUAUGACCAUCCCAGUGUGGUGAAGCUCCUCCUACAGCCAACCCCGCACGGAGUGGGCGCCUCUCCGCACGCGAUGGCCAAAAACGGCUACACUGCCCUGCACAUAGCGGCCAAGGGCGAUCGUUUAGAUACUGCCAACGCGCUACUUCACUACGGCGCCAACCCGAAUGCCGAAUCUAAAGCGGGCUUCAGUCCGCUCCAUCUGGCCGCCCAAGAGGGACGAGCCGACAUGGCCGCCCUGCUGUUGGCUAGUGGAGCCUCAGUCAAUAGUCGUGCCAGGAACGGUAUCACGCCCUUGCAUUUAUGUGCCCAAGAGGAUCACGUAAACGUGGCUCAAUUGUUAGUUAAGCGGGGCGCUAAUUUGGACGAACAGACGAAGGGCGGAUUUACGCCGUUGCACGUGGCAUCGCAUUUUGCACGCAUCAAGAUGAUUAGAUUUUUGCUAGCCAACGGGGCCAAUGUCAACAUACCGUCCGCAUCAGGUUACACACCGUUGCAUCAGGCCUCGCAACAGGGCAAUCCACAGAUUGUCGAGCUACUCUUGCAAUACAAUGCCAAACCGGAUGCUCUCACUGACAAUGGCCAGACUGCUCUGUCGAUUGCACAGAAUCUCGGCUACGUUUCUAUAAUUGAUACUCUCAAGGUUGUUACUGAAACAGUGGUCAAGACAACCACAAUGACAAUCACGGAAGAGAAAUUCAAAAUCAUUGCACCAGAAACAAUGCAAGAAACAUUUGUCAGCGACUCGGAAGAUGAAGAGCAACGCACUUGUUGUGUGCUCAUGAAAAGAAGUGAGAUAGGUCGAAACGCAAAUCAUAGGCACUCUUGGAAUUCAUCAGUUGAGAUCUUUGAAGGUUUGAAGUUGGUUGCGCUAGCGCGUGCCGGCCUUUGA
Argentina anserina (silverweed cinquefoil) is the source of this 2628-nucleotide messenger RNA. RefSeq lists its product as uncharacterized. NCBI's taxonomy places the organism in Eukaryota, Viridiplantae, Streptophyta, Magnoliopsida, Rosales, Rosaceae. Gene Ontology annotation, molecular function: protein binding. Gene Ontology annotation, cellular component: T-tubule. Gene Ontology annotation, biological process: protein localization to T-tubule; regulation of cardiac muscle contraction. The record is from RefSeq and is a predicted model, not a curated record. The transcript is spliced from 3 exons. The coding region runs from base 1 to 2628 and encodes 875 amino acids.